This is a messenger RNA of Cyprinus carpio (common carp), 1662 nucleotides long. It is a transcript of the gene syn3, whose product is annotated as synapsin-3-like. Gene Ontology annotation, molecular function: ATP binding. NCBI's taxonomy places the organism in Eukaryota, Metazoa, Chordata, Actinopteri, Cypriniformes, Cyprinidae. Gene Ontology annotation, cellular component: synaptic vesicle membrane; synaptic vesicle. Gene Ontology annotation, biological process: neurotransmitter secretion. The record is from RefSeq and is a predicted model, not a curated record. The transcript is spliced from 15 exons.
UAAAUAUUCAUGAGGAGAGCCCGCUCGUCCAAUCGGAUGCGAGCGCAUUAAUGCGGCGGCUCCCGCACGUCCCCGUCACGCACCGUGAGCGCGAGCGCUGCUGCUGGAGUCGGUGUGGCACGAGCGUGGACGUUACAGAGGUGAGUCAUCAUGAAUUACCUGCGCAGGCGUCUGUCCGACAGCAGUUUUGUAGCCAAUCUGCCCAACGGCUACAUGAUGGACCUGCAGCGUCCGUCCAGCCCCAGCAGCUCUCCAGCGUCUCCGGCCACAGAGCGCCGCCCGCCGCCGGCCCCGGCCCCUGCUCCGGCCCCGGCCCCGGCCCCCGUGGGCUUCCUCAGCUCCUUCUCCAGCGUGGUGAAGACGGCUCAGAUCGCCAGCGCUGUUCAGGCCAAAGCCUCCGCCGCACACACAGACGCCGCUAAACCCAGCGUACGCAAACCUAAAGUCCUGCUGGUCAUCGACGAGCCGCACACAGACUGGGUGAAGUACUUCAGAGGACGGAAACUGAACGGAGAGUAUGAGAUCCGCGUGGAGCAGGCUUAUCUCUCGGAGAUCAAUCUGGUGUCGGAUGUGAACUCCGGCUGUACGGUGGACAUGCAGGUGAACCGCGGAGGAACUAAAGUGGUCAGAUCGUUCAGGCCUGAUUUCGGCGUUUUCAGGUGAGGGGGGGCCUGGAUUUUCGUGUCUUUGAACUACGGCUCCGUUCCCAGCCCAAACUCAACCCACUCCAUCUACAACUUCUGCAGCAAACCCUGGUUCUCUCACAUGAUCAAACUCUACCAGACUCUGGGGCCAGAGAAGUUCCCGCUCAACGAGCAAACCUUCUUCCCCAACCACACGCAGAUGCUGCCCACCGCUUCGUUCCCAGUGGUGGUGAAGAUGGGACACGCCUACGCCGGCAUGGGCAAGAUAAAGGUGGAGACAGCGAAUGAUUUCCAGGACAUCACAAGUGUGGUGGCCAUCGCUAAAACCUACGCCACGGCCGAGCCCUUCGUCCACUCCAAAUACGACAUCCGCAUCCAGAAGAUCGGCAGCAACUACAAAGCCUACAUGAGGACCUCCAUCUCAGGGAACUGGAAGGCCAACACCGGUUCAGCCAUGCUGGAGCAGAUCGCCAUGACGGACAGGUAUCGUCUGUGGGUGGACUCGGUCAAAGCUGUCCAUGGCAAAGACGGGAAGGACUACAUCAUAGAGGUGAUGGACAGCUCGAUGCCUCUGAUCGGUGAGCACGUGGAGGAGGACCGGCAGCUGAUCUGUGAUCUGGUCAUCAGUAAGAUGGCCUUCGCUCUGCUGGGAGUGACCACACCACAAACAUCCACGAAGACUCAACCUGGACCGCAGACGACUCAACCGAGACGAGCUCCAGGUGGUCCUCAUUCAGGCUCUGGUUCUCCGUCUCAGUCGGGGCAGGCGUCUCCGCAGCGCGCCCGAUCUGCCUCUACCUCACCCAGUCAGGCCUUCCAGCCCGGGCCCAUUCCCUCCAGCGGAGCCGGAUCCCAGAAACAACCCGCGCAGCUCAAUAAAUCGCAGUCGCUCACCAACACCUUCAGCGAGACGCUGCGUGGAAACCCCACAGACGACGAGGCCAAAGCAGAAACCAUCCGCAGCCUCCGCCAGUCCUUCGCCAGCCUGUUCUCCGACUAACACACACACACACACACA